CUGCGCAGUCGGUGUGCCUGCGCGCGUCGCUGGGCGGAAGCUGUAGUCAGCGCUGCUGCACGUGUGGUCUGCGGCUAUGGAGGUAGUAAUGCGUGCGGACGCCAAGGUACGCGUUGAGAGUGGAACGGAGUCCAGCCCUCGAGGCCCAGGCUGCAGCCUCCGGCACUUUGCUUGUGAACAAAACCUGCUGUCCCGGCCGGAUGGAUCUGCUUCUUUUCUGCAAGGUGAUACCUCUGUCCUGGCUGGAGUCUAUGGGCCCGCUGAGGUGAAGGUCAGCAAGGAGAUCUUCAACAAGGCCACACUUGAAGUGAUCCUGAGGCCAAAGAUAGGGCUGCCUGGCGUGGCUGAGAAAAGCCAGGAGCGCCUGAUCCGGAACACAUGUGAGGCAGUGGUGCUGGGUGCCCUGCACCCCCGUACCUCCAUCACCGUGGUGCUGCAGGUGGUCAGUGAUGCCGGCUCUCUCUUGGCCUGUUGCCUAAAUGCUGCCUGCAUGGCACUGGUGGAUGCAGGUGUGCCCAUGCGGGCUCUCUUCUGUGGGGUUACCUGUGCCCUAGACUCUGAUGGCAAUCUCCUGCUGGACCCCACAGCCAAGCAAGAAAAGAAGGCCCGGGCCGUCUUGACCUUUGCUCUGGACAGCGUGGAGCAGAAGCUGCUGAUGUCCACCACCAAAGGACUGUAUUCUGAUGCUGAGCUGCAGCAGUGCCUGGCCGCAGCCCAGGCAGCCUCACAACACAUCUUCCGCUUCUACCGGGAAUCGCUGCAGAGGCGCUACUCCAAGAGCUGAGGCAAGCCAGGGCAGCACCCCCUCCCGCCACCAUGCCCACUGCCUCCAGCUGCUGCAGGCCAGCACCCAGCCUUGCCUCUGUGCCCAUGUGACUUCCAGUCCUGUAGAGGCAAGAACUCCUGUAAUGGGCUGGGGACAGGACUCGGGGACAGAGGCUUGGCAUUUGACAUCUCCAUACCUGGACACAACCCCCUGACCACCACCACCACCAGAGCACUAUUAAAGGGAGCUCACCUGUGUUGAA
Molecule: messenger RNA, 1028 nt
Organism: Nannospalax galili (Upper Galilee mountains blind mole rat)
Lineage: Eukaryota; Metazoa; Chordata; Mammalia; Rodentia; Spalacidae
Gene: Exosc5
Product: exosome component 5
Exons: 6
Coding region: 77-784 (235 amino acids)
Biological process (GO): U4 snRNA 3'-end processing; rRNA catabolic process; poly(A)-dependent snoRNA 3'-end processing
Cellular component (GO): cytoplasmic exosome (RNase complex); nuclear exosome (RNase complex); nucleolus
Source: RefSeq, a predicted model, not a curated record